CGAUAAUUAUGGCAAUAUUCCUGCUUCGAAGAAACCGAGGUAAGGAUACUCAGACGGGCACAAUAGAGCAAAGUACAGCAAACAUUUCGAUGCGAUAUUGGAGACGCAGCAAAACCAAAGGACCACAAGAACUUGGAGGCUGGAAUAUACAUGAAAUGCCAACUGAGGAACAGAAUGAACGUCAAAAUCCCGUGGAACUUGCUGCGUGAUUUAGCAGACGGAGGAG
Molecule: messenger RNA, 226 nt
Organism: Fusarium redolens
Lineage: Eukaryota; Fungi; Ascomycota; Sordariomycetes; Hypocreales; Nectriaceae
Exons: 1
Coding region: 9-209 (66 amino acids)
Source: RefSeq, a predicted model, not a curated record